Doryrhamphus excisus (bluestripe pipefish) is the source of this 3849-nucleotide messenger RNA. RefSeq names its product polymerase (DNA directed), delta 1, catalytic subunit (gene pold1). Gene Ontology annotation, biological process: nucleotide-excision repair, DNA gap filling; base-excision repair, gap-filling; DNA-templated DNA replication. Gene Ontology annotation, molecular function: 3'-5'-DNA exonuclease activity; DNA binding; nucleotide binding. Gene Ontology annotation, cellular component: delta DNA polymerase complex. The record is from RefSeq and is a predicted model, not a curated record. NCBI's taxonomy places the organism in Eukaryota, Metazoa, Chordata, Actinopteri, Syngnathiformes, Syngnathidae.
GAGCUAGCAACCGGAAGCCAGUUUCCGCGCUCUCAGCGCGGAAUUAAAGAGUGGCGGGAGUUGUUGUAGACUCGGUACUGUUGUAAAAAAAGUAAGUUUACUUUCACUAAAAUCGGAAAACCUGUCAAAAACGCAGGUGGAAUUUGCACGGAGCGAUCUGUUACACUUUGUUCUAGUCAUGGAUUAUAACAAAAGGCGCAAUGGCGGCCCCUUUCCGAGCGGUGGGACCCAAGUGAAACGCAGCAAGACGGCUGGUGAAUGGGAGGACAGUCCCUCACACUUUGAGGAGGAACUGUCCAUGUUUGAUGAAGCAGAGAUGGAUUUAGAGGAGAUGGAGGGGCAGGCCGGACAUGAUGUCAUCCCUGUUGGUGAACUCUUUUCAGCAGAUCUUAACCCUCGCUGGCGGAGGCCGAAUGCGCCCCCACUGGAACCAUCCUCUGAUUCUUUAGUGUUUCAACAAAUAGAUCUGGACUAUUAUUUAGGAGCGGCGGUGGCCGGCAUGCCUGGCCAGCGACAUGGAAAAGUCCCCAUCAUUCGAAUGUUUGGGGUGACGGACAGUGGAAACAGCGUGUGUUGUCACAUUCACGGUUUUGCGCCUUACUUCUACGUCCCGGCCCCAAACUGGUUCACACCGCAUCACUUGAGUGACUUCAAAAGAGAGCUGAACUCUGCGGUGUUGAAGGACAUGCGCUCCAACAAAGACAACAUCUCCGUCACCGUGCUGGCUGUGGACAUCACGUGCAAAGAGAGUAUGUACGGUUACCACGGGCAAAAGAGUUCGGAUUUCUUACGGAUCACCAUGGCGAUGCCUCGACUCAUCGCCCCCGCAAAGCGACUGCUGGAGCAAGGCUUGAAGUUCGGGUCUUUUCCCGUCAAUUUUUACCAAUCGUACGAGGCCAACAUUGAUUUUGAAAUCAGAUUCAUGGUGGACUGUGACGUGGUCGGAUGCUGCUGGAUUGAGCUACCUAAAGGAAAGUACAGAGUCCGUGAGGAGAGGAGUCCCGGAGAGAUGGAUGCUAAUCAUCCGGGCAAGGUGUCCCUGUGCCAGUACGAGGUGGAUGUGGCAUGGACCAACUUGAUCAGUCAUCCUGCAGAAGGAGACUGGCAGAAGAUCGCUCCUCUGCGAGUCCUCAGCUUUGACAUUGAAUGUGCAGGAAGAAAAGGGAUCUUUCCAGAAGCAGACAAGGAUCCAGUGAUCCAGAUAGCGUCGAUGGUGCAGCGCCAGGGUGAGACGGAGCCCUUCAUCCGCACAGUGUUCACGCUCCAGUCCUGUGCCAGUAUUGUGGGCUCGCAGAUUUUGUGCUUCACUCAGGAAAAGCAGCUACUGCAGAGCUGGGCUGAGUUCUUGAGGACGGUGGACGCCGACAUCAUCACCGGAUACAACAUCCAAAACUUUGACUUCCCCUACUUGCUCAACAGGGCGGCUGCUUUGAAGGUUAAUCUGUUUCCAUAUUUGGGCCGAGUGAGAGGGAUCAAGUCGGUGUUGCGAGACCUCAACUUCCAGAGCAAGCAGAUGGGCCGCAGAGAGAACAAGGUCAUCAACAUGGAGGGCCGCGUUCAGUUUGAUCUGCUGCAGGUUCUCCUGAGGGACUACAAACUGCGCUCAUACACGCUGAACGCCGUGAGUUUCCACUUCCUGCAAGAACAGAAAGAGGACGUGCAGCACUCCAUUAUCACUGACCUGCAGAACGGCAACGAACAGACGCGGCGCCGCUUGGCCGUGUACUGCCUGAAAGACGCGUAUCUGCCGCUGCGGCUGCUUCAGAAGCUGAUGUGCGUCAUCAACUACAUGGAGAUGGCCAGAGUGACGGGCGUGCCCCUCACCUACCUGCUGUCCAGAGGUCAGCAGAUCAAGGUCGUAUCACAGCUGCUGAGACAGGCCGCCAAGCAGGACCUGGUGAUGCCUGUUGUGAAGUCGCAGGGAGGAGAAGAUUACACUGGAGCUACUGUCAUUGAGCCGGAGAAAGGCUAUUACAGCGUUCCCAUUGCCACCUUGGAUUUUUCGUCCCUGUAUCCGUCCAUCAUGAUGGCUCACAAUCUGUGCUACACCACCUUGCUGCAGAAAGGGGCGGCGGAAAAACUGGGGUUGUCACCGGAGGACUUCAUCAAGACCCCCACUGGUGACCAGUUUGUGAAGAGCUCCGUGAGAAAAGGCCUCCUCCCUGAGAUCCUGGAGAACCUUCUAUCAGCCAGGAAGAGGGCGAAGUCUGAGUUGAAGAAGGAAACGGACCCUUUUAAGAAGCAGGUGUUGGAUGGCCGACAGCUGGCCCUGAAGAUCAGCGCCAACUCCGUCUACGGCUUCACGGGGGCUCAGGUGGGCAAGCUGCCGUGCCUGGAGAUCUCUCAGAGUGUGACUGGUUUUGGAAGACAGAUGAUAGAGGAAACCAAAAAGUGUGUGGAAUCCAAGUACACCAUCUCCAACGGUUACCAAGGCGACGCCAAGGUGAUCUACGGAGACACGGAUUCCGUCAUGGUAAAGCUGGGCGUGGCCACGGUGCAAGAGGCCAUGAACGUGGGAAAAGAGGCGGCGGAGUGGGUGUCGUCCCAUUUCAUAGCGCCCAUCAAACUGGAGUUUGAGAAGGUGUACUACCCGUACCUGCUGAUCAACAAGAAGCGCUACGCCGGCCUCUACUUCUCCUCCAGUGCAGAUGUGCAUGACAAGAUGGACUGUAAAGGCAUUGAAACGGUCCGCAGAGACAACUGCCCCCUGGUGGCUAACCUGAUAAACACCUGCCUCCAGAAAAUCCUCAUUGACAGGGAUCCCCAGGGUGCCGUCGCUCACGCCAAAGAGGUCAUCUCUGACCUGCUGUGCAACCGCAUCGACAUCAGCCAGCUGGUCAUCACCAAGGAGCUGACUCGCACCGCCCAGGAGUACGCCGGCAAACAGGCGCACGUGGAGCUGGCCGAGAGGAUGAAGAAGAGAGACGCUGGCAGCGCCCCCAACCUCGGAGACAGAGUUCCGUACGUCAUCGUGAAGGCCGCCAAAGGAGCGGCGGCGUACAUGAAGUCAGAGGACCCCAUCUACGUGCUGGAAAACAACAUCCCCAUCGACACGCAGUACUACCUGGACCAGCAGCUAGCCAAGCCCCUGCUGAGAAUAUUUGAGCCAAUUCUUGGCGAGAGCAAGGCAGAGAGCAUCCUCCUCAAGGGCGACCACACGCGCUGCAAGACGGUGUUGACGUCCAAGGUGGGAGGUCUCAUGGCGUUUGCUCAGAAGAGGAGCACCUGCAUUGGCUGCAAAGCUGUGCUCAAGACAGACGCUGCUGUGUGCGAUUUCUGUAAGAAGAAGGAGUCGGAACUGUACCAAAAAGAGAUUUUCCAUCUAAACACUCUGGAGGAGCGUUUCUCUCGCCUGUGGACUCAAUGUCAGCGCUGUCAAGGCUCCCUCCACGAGGACGUGCUCUGCACCAGCCGGGACUGCCCCAUCUUCUACAUGAGGAAGAAGGUUCAGAAAGACCUGGAGGAUCAGAGCAAGCUGGUGGCUCGUUUCGGAUGGUGAGAGAACGGAAGGGACUGUAUUUUUGUUAGUCUUUGUAAAAAAUGAAUAUUUCUUUGUAUUUUUCAUAUGAAUUAAAAUCACAUACAGCUGUCUUUUUUUGUAUGAUUUUUCAUUGAAUAUUGUAGUGCUUUUCUAUGACUCUGUUGCCUAUUGCCUGCCAUUGCAUUGCAGCAUCAUACUUGAACAGUGCAGACUGAGCCACAGUGUAACGUCCCAACACAAUCUGAUGCUCUUUUGUAACUUUAAUCUUACCUGAACACAACAGCAGUGCGAUUCCAACACCGGACAUGCAUCUCCAACUCACAAACACGUCUCUGGUUCCUUUGUCAUCACAACAGCUUCAUGUAUGU